Rhopilema esculentum is the source of this 6385-nucleotide messenger RNA. RefSeq lists its product as uncharacterized. NCBI's taxonomy places the organism in Eukaryota, Metazoa, Cnidaria, Scyphozoa, Rhizostomeae, Rhizostomatidae. Gene Ontology annotation, molecular function: protein dimerization activity; RNA polymerase II cis-regulatory region sequence-specific DNA binding; DNA-binding transcription factor activity, RNA polymerase II-specific. Gene Ontology annotation, biological process: regulation of transcription by RNA polymerase II. Gene Ontology annotation, cellular component: nucleus. The record is from RefSeq and is a predicted model, not a curated record.
UUCUUCUUCGUUCGUUAUUUGUCAUGAAAUUAUAAAAAGGGGCACUGGUUUUAUCCCUGUUUGUGGCGUUACUUUUAGGUAACUGCGCAGGAACCACCCUGAAAAUUAAACAAUGGAAGGGAAACGAGGAUGGUGGCUGAUCAACAUGCGCCGCUGCAUGCCUUAUGUUGUGAUCAGUUCGUGACACAUUUCAAGAUUUUCGACGAGGAAGCCUCUUCAUGUUUUAUCGUAAAAGUCAACUUGAUGGCGUAAAGAUUGCUUGAAAUUCAAUUUUCUAAUAACGAUAGUUGCGUAAUAUUGGAAAAUGACUUCUAAUGGUAAAUCCAUGAGAUUGAAAUUGGUAUUGGAGAUGAUUGAUAUAAUGUAGGCCCGAGGAGGAUUCAUUCAUCUCACACAAUAAACUAUCACCGACGGCUGUUACUAUCCCGCGAGGUUACUAACUAAGUGAAUACAAUUUGAAGUGUUUUAUUCAGCAAGAACCAUGUUUAUGUCAACGAGAUACAAGAAGAAAGAUCCUGAAUGGAGAAAGAAGUUGCUAUUUAGCAUGGACGAUUCCUUGGCGAAGUUAUUGGAGUGUAUGUCGAUAGAAUACAGUGUAAGCAAGCUCAUCAGUCCCAAGUGGAAAAACUUUAGAAGCCAGAAGUUCAGAUUUGAGUCAAAAACAAGGAUAAACAAUGCCAUCUGGAGAUGCUGGCAUAUUCAAUACAAAGAACAAAAGAGACCAAUAUUUUUCAAGUUUGACAUGCCCUUCUCAGAUCAAACUGUUCACAGUACACCUCAGGCUGUAAUCCUGGAUGGAAAGACAUGGAAAAGAAGACUUGACAUUGUUUCCAGAGAGUACAAAAAAUGGAGAAAAUUCUACAAUUUCAAGAUUCUGAAAGGAGAUACAGAGGAAACAGAAAAUUUGAAACAGCUAUCAAAUAAUUCUGAGGAUGAGUUUACUAGUGAUGAGGAAGAAGAUAAUGAUAAAAAGAAACUCAGGGUUUCACCCACAAAGACAGAUGCAAAAGCACCAGUACCUGCUCAGAAGCUGUUUGAAUCAACAAAUUUAGAACUAGAUACAUUUUUAGCAGAUUUACCUGAUACCCUGUUUUCAAGCAUCCGACCUCCAACUGUUGAAAAUUCACUUGGCCUGACCUUUUCGGAUUUAUCUGAUAUGAUCCAACCCACCCUGGAUCAACUCAACCCAUGUUUCGACGAACUUUUACAGAAUUUCGACUUUCUCACAAGUGAUAGUGGGGCUUUACAGAAUAAUGCACGGUCGCUUGCCACGGUUGGACAGCAAAUGGUAGCCCCUCUGCAAGAGGUGAUCAACAUCCAACACAACGGGGGACAGCUGCAGCAAGGCUUGCUAAAUACAGACCAGAUGUAUGGUGAUACUUUAGGAUCAGCUUCUACGUACCUGUACUCUUCAGAAGUUCUUUAUACUCCAAACCCAAGUGCCCCUUUGCAAAAAGCAGACUCAAGCAUGGAAAAUUUCACGUCGAUGCUAUCUGACGAUAGUUCAGAUCAAGGCCUACAAUUUAGAAUGUCAACAAAAAAAUCGUCUGAGAAAAGGGCAAUCUCUGAAACAAUUGAGGAUAUCACAACCUCGUCGCCGCCAAGAAAAAUCAUGGUGAAAGAAGUAGAUAGAACAGCGCAGUUUUUAAAUGAUAAGUAUUUGCAGAAGGAUCUUGUACAAGACCCUACAGUCUGUCAGGGUUCUAUACAGCAAACCCUUUUCAGUGGAAAGAAUGAUCUUGGAAGUAGAGGAUCACAUUUCGAAACCCUGCUCUCUAAUGCAAUGGGCUCAUCGCCCAGUCAGGCUGCUUCAUCUUCAACUGCUAUUGAAAGUGCAGCCAGUGCUGUUUUGAGAACCGAUGCUAGAAAUAAAAAGGUGGGCAAUAAUCCAUCUGCUAAGAUUGCUGAAGACAGUGCUACCCAGAUACUACAACGUAAGAUGUUGGUCAACCAAACUGCCACAACCAAAGUUGUAGAGUUUGCUGAGCUUCCCCCGCAGCUUCAAGCUCCAAAUCUUACCGCCCACCUUCAAGCAGUCAUGUCGACAAGGUCGAAGAACCCAUCCUUACCCCGAAAUAAGUCUGAUACGCAGCUCAGUUCCUUAGAAGAAAAGUUUGUGUCUCCUUACACGGUAAGAAACACAACCAUUCGGAGAGAGAGCACCGUUGCAUUGGCAACUCGUACUAAACGAAACGUAGCCCGUUUACCAAGGAAUAUGUCCGACACCAAUCUGGUCCAAAUGGCAAAAGAUUCUUCUAAAGUGCUGGCAAGACGCCGCUUGUCAUCAAUCAGUGUUGACAGCAAGCCUCUUAUUUUGCCAAAAAACUUUUCAGAUUCAAAUCUAUGUGCUUUAGGGCGUGGCACUCACAGACGACCUCAGCCUAUACUGCCAAAAAACCUUAUCGCAAUCGUGCCGCCAGCGCCAGCUAGAAUAACUUCUGGCAUAUCGAGGGUGUCUUUUAGCCAGGUUGACACUAUUGUUGCCCAGACAACUGUCAGUGGGGGACAGUUUACAACAUUUAUGGUAAGUAAGCAACAGCCAACCAGCACGAAUCCAGUUCAAGUCACACUUUACAUGCCAAAGACUACCAAAGCUGAAAGCGUUUCUGCAACCACAGAACCACCAAAAGCAUCCGAGCAAUGCAUUGCACCUCCACAGAGAGUUGAAGUAAUUCAGUAUAAAGGACAUCAGCUAGAAAGCCAGGGGAAACAACUGAGUGUUGUGCUCCCAUCAGCUACUGUGGCUCCGAGCCUGGCUCUUUCAAAGACACAACAACAAACAACAAGCUUUCAAGCAUCUUUUCAACAGGAUUUGGCACAACAAAGAAUUUCUGUGACAAAUGAAGGAUCUGGAAGUAAGACACAGAGUCAGAUACUUUCUGUCACGGGUAAUGAAAUGCCUUUAACCAGGCCAGGAUUUCAACCAUCAUUAAUCAUGCCAAUGCAGUCGGAACCAGUGAGGUCUAUUGCCAUGACCAGCGUCAUACAAAAGACUUCAACUGUUCAAACGCCGUAUAAUAUAACGACUGACAUUGUUGGUCAUUCCAGCAAAGGCAUCUCAUCGACGGUCCAACAGGUUGCACCUUUGAAUAAUACAAACAUGACGACAGUCGCUGCUGUCGAGCAUAAAGUGCCCGUUGUUAUUCAAGAUUCUGACAAGACUGAGUCGAUUGCACCAUUACAAGGUCUUUCGGAGCAACAACUAGUAAAUUUGGCUCAAAUUCUUCAGGGCUCGAGAACAGGGGCUGUAGAACAGGAAACUACAAUAGCGUAUUUGGAGGUGCUGCAGAAGCAGUUAAACGCUUUACUUGUACAGCAACAAGAAAUGUUAAAGUCGCAGCCGCCCACAUCUGAGAAUAACCAAAUUUCUUCAGCAAAUCCUUCGGGAAGUGUAUUGACAUCAAGCAUCCCAGACAGUCAGUCUUUUGCUAGAAAUGUUUACUCUGCGCCAACAAGCAGCUGUUUAGAUGUACAGCAAAAAGCGCAUACUCCUUCUGUGGAGAAAGUAUCUGCGCCAUUUGCUAGAAUUGCUGGCAGCCAGUCAUUUCAGGUAUCCGGAAUGAGCGAGCAGAAAGUUACGAAUGUUAGCAAGCUUGCGAUACACCCUGAAGCAGAGAUGCUGCUUGAUGGGAACACCCGGUCAACAAUCUCACUCACUAGCUCAAUUCCUAUGAAGAAGCAAAAGCGCCAACAACACAAUCAAUCACAGGCCUCUGCACGAAUCAACCCUGCGCCGCCACCAAUCUCAACUCAAAUAUUUAUGCCAAAAGGGGACAAUUCACUUUCAGUUGGCAGUAGGACUUCAACCAUUGUGGUGCCUGUCCAUGACAAUACUGUCAAUCAAAGUGUCACAUACCAAACUUUGCCAGGUUUGAUGCCCUCGCCUCAGCCUGCAGGUGGGCUGCCACAUCAGACAGUUUUGCAAUUCCCUUACGGCUCCUCCGCAUCGCAGUUGCCAGUCGUCCAGUCUGUUACUGGUUCUGCACAGCAGCAAGUAAUCGUUGGAGUGCAGUCAAGUCCACACUUUUCAACCUUGGACUCAUCUGGAGUGGGUAUAUCGAUUGCUCAAGCGCUGGGCAAUAGCCUUGUUAGCAAUAUAAAAUUUCGAUCUUCAUCAGAGCCGCUGCUUCCUGGGUCUACCACCAUUGCUAUACCAGUUGACAGUACAGUUACAAAGGCGUCUGCAAGGCCUACUAUGGUAGACUUAGCAAUUGCAGCAAGCCAAAGAACAUAUUUGACUGACAAACUCCCAAGUCUCGAGACUAAGACAUUGGAAGGUUCUGCUGCUGCAACCUCUACGUGCCAUCACCAACAAGUUUUAGAACUGAACAGUUUUUUGGAUGACUUGUCAACCUCCGUCGUCAGUUGUGUUGUUCAAGCAAUACCUACGAUUGCUGCGUCAGAUUCCCCAGCAUCUAUAAGAAGUGACGCAAACAAUGCUAAGCGCUCUCGCUUGAGAUUCGAGGACAGAGAAGUUUACAAGGAAUAUCGACGAAAAAACCACGUGACUGCUGAACAGAAAAGACGUGGUCUUAUAAAGGUUGCAUUUGACCAGCUAAUUUCAUUGAUACCAAGUCUUCAAAACGACAAGCAAGGAAGAACAAGCAAAGCUCUUGUCCUCCAAAAAGCUGUCGACUACAUUGACCAUCUUCAAAGGGAGAAGGAGCUAACGAAAUACAAAAUAGAGAAAGCACGCAGAGAAGUCAAUCGACUAAACGAAGAGAUAAAAAUUUGUCAGCAAAAGCUUCCAGCUGGUGGAGCAAUUUCUGAACAGGAGAAUAAUCGUGAUGCAAAGACGUCGUAUUUGGAACUUGUGAGAGGAAGAAUUGUAACAGAUCCAAAAUACUGGCUUUUUUCUGUACUGUUGCGUCCUUUGUUUGAAUCAUACAACAAAAAGACUGUCACUAAAACUUUACAAGAGUUUAUCCAGUCAGUCUUAAAAUGGUUUGAAGAACAUUGCUCACUGCCAGUUCUAAGACCAGCUGUGAUUGGGUCUUUGCGGCAAAUAAGCACAGACACAGCCAUACUGUCAGACCCAGGUUCACUGCCUGACCAAGCCAUGAAAGCAGCAAAUAGCCAAGACCCAACAAUCCUUGGCCCACAUCUGCAGGUAACCACCAAGAGUCAGCAAGUCACUACCAGAGUGCAGAUGCAUCCAGAGGUGCAGGGUUCUACAGUGUCAUCAUUAAUCGGAAGUCAGAAUACAGUUCUCAUACCUACACAGACUGUAAGAUGGCAAACCCAACCACGUCAGUAAGCUCAAUGUAAUAACAAACUGUAAACAUAUGCUUUAGAAAUUGCAACAUGGGUAAAGGUAUUUUAGACUUGGGUUAUUUGUAAUCAAAUUGGUCACCUGAAUCAGGGACCAUGCCACAAAUUGGAAAGGAAGGCUUGGCUUCUUUCACCUUUUAUUGCAACUUUUAAACUAUUUUCUUUGCAAAAAAGUGGGUUGGCCAUGGCCCGCCAGUGUAAUGGGCGCUGUGUAGUAGCUUGUUUGACAAAUAUAAUGGAUUAUUUUUUUCUCAUAUAUACAGAAGUUCUAUACAAAUUGUUGUUAUUGACAUUAAAGGAGUAUUUUGAAGUAAUUAUGAAUUUAUAUCAAAUACUACUGGUUAUAUAUAUAUAUAUAUAUCUAUAGAGUAAAAAGGUUCUUUUGGUGCUUUGCUGUUUGUAUAUAAAUACAGGUUUUUUGGGAUUGACAUUCAGGUAAAGUUAAAGAUCAAUCAAUCAUGAUAUAUGGUAUACCAAGCAGGUUUCCAAAGGUAACUUUUGUUAGCUAAAUGACUACAUUUCUUAUAUUGUAAUCAAAAGUUAUACAAACUAAUUAAAUGAAAUAUGGAGGUUAUAGAAUUCUUGAAAUGCAAAUUUAACUCCAAACAUUCAAGUUUAAGCAACACGACACUUCACUACACAUUCAAGAAUACUGCAUUCUCAAAAUCUUGAUGAUAUUUUUCUUUUAAUUACAUGGAAACUGAAUUAUACAUUUUCUUUCUAAAGAUAAAGUGCUCUGAUUUCCUUUCAAUAAGUUUUCAUUUAUUGAUCUACCUUUUCAAGGUGACAGUAUAAAUUUCUGUUUCUUAUUAUGACCACAUUCUUUACUGUUUCUCAUGUCAAAUGCAAUCUAAUUUCACUUGUCCCAAAUCAAAUCAUUGUCAUUUGACAAGGAAUGGCCUGGAACUAUAUUUUUAAAAUCUCUUCUUUAUUCAAAAUUUCCAGCUGACAAAGCUGACUCUACAUGCUGAGUAUGUUGACACUAUAAAAAAUGACAGGUGCUUUUGACACUGAUGUCAUGAUAAAGUCACUGGGACAUUUUCUCACAGAAAGGUAGAGAAAAGCUUCAGUGCCUAUUCAGUCUAUUGCCAAAAUAACACUAAAAUUUCUGUUU